AUGGCCAGUAAGAGGAAGUCCACCACCCCCUGUAUGAUCCCCAAUAAGACCAUGCACCUCCGUGAGGAGCUGGAGCAGGACGCAUACCUGUCAGACCCUCCUUCCCUCAGACAGGCCCAGGCCCGGGACCAAGGCUACCCAAUGGGGGGUAACAGGCAGAGCCCCCUGGAGCGAUCCCCAGGUGAGUCCUCCAGGCCUGAGGGGGGCGGCAUUGUCAAAGACUGGGGCGGCACCUACAUGUGCAGGCAUUGUAACUUUGAGACCCAGGACCUCAACCUGUUCCUGGACCACGUCUACAGUGGCCACCCGGACUUCAGAGCUGACCCCAGCUUCCAGUGCGUGGACUGUGGGGUGUCAGCAGCCAAGUUCGAGGGCCUGGCCCUGCACAACGCCCGGGUCCAUCUCAGCACGGUGAGCACCACCCUGCAGCUGAGGAAGAGGGACAUGAGGUUAGUGGUGGAGCAGAGUCUGGUCACAGGGACAGAGACAGCGAGGGACACAGAGAUCUCCAUCACCAAGACCCCCAUCAUGAGGAUGCUGAAGGGCAAGUCCGAGUCCAAGAGGAUUGUGGUGUCCCAUUCCUCCCAUGAUGAACCCUCCUCAGACCCCCCACCCCUCUUCAUCUCUACCUCCAAAGAUACAGAGAGAAAAGAGACCCCCACAGUGACGGUUACCCACGUCCCUACCAUAAUGCACAAUGGGACAGCCACCAAGGUCACCCUGCCCUCAGCGAUCCAGAUAGUGAACGGCUCGGGUGCUCUGCCCAUGCUCAAGACCGCCAUCACACAGGUACUUAGUACAUAUAUUUUUGCUGCGUUUUGGGAAUUGGUAAGUUAAUUACUACAAAUGAGAAUUAUUUAACUUAUUUGGUUCAAUGUUUUAUUUAAUUACUGUACAACUUUCCUCAGGGAGUUGAAUGCAGUUCAUGUCACUGAUUGUGAAGACAUGCUUGUGGACAAUAUAUUUUUUUGAAUCUUCUCUGAACCAGGUUGUGUCAGUGAUCCAGAACAGGAACUUUCACCAUCAGACAGCUCCCAUCACCGUCUCCUCAGCUCUCUCCUCCACCACCUCCUACUCCACCUCCUCAAAGAACAUGCCCAAGGUACAAUUCCCCCUUUGACCAAAUUGUGUCGGUCCCACUUUAUAUGAAGACGUUAUAGGCAGUGUAGGUACACAUUAUUACAUGGUACUAACAUGUGUAUUUACAUGUACCAUAUAAAUACAUGGGUUUUAGUGUCUUUUGAGCUGUCAGUGUGUAAAUCUUCUCCUGCUUUAUAGGAAAUAGUUCCAUGAAGUAGUAUAAAUUCUAUGUAAUUACGAUGUUGGUACUACAUAAAAUAUAAUGUUUCUACCUUCUGUGGUCCAGGUGAUGAUCCCUCUGAGCAGUAUCCCAACCUACAGCGCCUCCAUGGACUCGUCCUCCUUCCUCAAGACGUCCUUCAGUAAGUUCCCCUACCCCACCAAGGCAGAGCUCUGCUACCUCACCGUGGUCACCAAGUUCCCAGAGGAGCAGAUCAAAAUCUGGUUCACCGCCCAGAGACUCAAGCAGGGCAUCAGCUGGUCUCCAGAAGAGAUUGAGGAGGCCAGGAGGAAGAUGUUCAACACCAUCAUACAGACUGCGCCACCUAGCACCCAGCACCAUACACUACACCGAGGCCAGACCCAGGCCCAGCAUACCAUCACGGUCCUACCUGCCUCUCUGGGGUCUACAGGGAUCCCUCACAUCCUCCAGGGCUCUCUGGUGGGCCAGGGAGGGGUGAUCGUCACCCAGCCCAUGAUGGCCAAUGGCAUCCAGGUCAGCAAUGCCCCCAUGGCUCUGGCGGUCACACCCAAGCAUCAGGCUGCGGCCCGGCCUAUGGUGCAGGCCAGGCCUGCGGCCGCCCUGGUGGCGGAUAAGGGGAUCAGCAUGGUGGGGACGGUGGGGAGCAGUAGUAGUGGAAGCAACAUCAGUAGUAGUAAUGGUGGAGAGAGUACUAGUAGUAUCAGCAGUGGUAGUAGUAGUUUCAGUAGUCAUGCUAGUGUUAUUAACUUUAGCCUUGGCAACAACCAAGGGAACAGCAUUCAUAGCAAUACCAAUGGCAAAGCCAUCAACACCAAUGGCAAAGCCAUCAAUGGCAAUGGAAAAAUAUAUCAUGCUAUUGCUAAUCUCAAUGGGAAAAGCAACAGCAAUGCUAUCAGCAUGGUUAAAAGCAUCAACACUGACAGUAGGCGCAAUGACGGCAGCAAAAGCCACAGCAGUACUAUUGCUAAAAUUAUCAGUGAGAGUAGCGUCAUCUCUGAUAUCAAAAGCACCAUUGACAACAAACCCAACAGCAGCAAUGAUACUAACAGCAGCAGCAGCUUGAGCAACAAGAAAACAAUCACCACCCCGACCUGUGGUCCCACAGCUACUCCUCCCCCUACAGCCUCCACAAACACCACCAGUAACCCCACCACCACCAAAACAGAGGCGGCUUCUUCCCCCUCCACCAAACAUUUUUCCUCGUCUUCCCCGGCGCCGAGCGGGAGCACGGACGCCAGCGGAACCCCAAUCUCCCGAACGCUCCCCAACACCUUCCUGGACCCUAGCUUCUACAAGAGCAAGAAGUCUGUGGAGCAAUUGUGUGCGCUCAAAGAGAGCUUCACUAACAACCAGUUCCCCAACCAGGAGGAGGUGGACCGCCUCAUCUCCAUCACCGGCCUGACCGUGCGCGAGGUCCGCAAGUGGUUCAGUGACCGCCGCUACCACUUCCGCAACCUCAAGGGGGGGCGUUCAAGUACGGGCAGUCAGGGUGGUGCUAGCACUCCAACCACACCCGGGUUGGCUAGUGCAACCACCCGAUCUGGGACCCCCAGUGGUACCCCCAUGGACCUGUCGGACACUGCCACUCCCAAUGAACCCCCCCCAAAAAAACAGCAGGGGUCGGCAGCCCUCAGCGCCCCUCCCUCACAGAUGCCCACCUCCCCUACCACCCUGUCCAGACGGCCCCCCAGACCCCCCUCCCCAGACUUCACAGCCAUCCGCUACAAAGAGAGGGACCCUCAGCAGGUGAGUGGUGGUGCGACUGUGAUGACUUAGUUAUGACUUGGUUUAUUUACACAUAGCUUAGUUUUCCAUAAGAUUACAAAAAUGUAAUAUCGGUGAAGUAUCCCUUUUAAUGUGUAUUUACUGCCAAUCAAAUUUCUCACUGGGACAUGAGAAACCUACGCUCGUCUACCCUACCCUAAUCUCCUCUCUACCCUACCAGGUGAGGGCGCUGGAGGCCAGCUUCAGCCAGGACCCUGACCCCUCCGGAGAGGAGGUGGACCGCCUCCGGUCUGAAACCAAGAUGACCCGCAGAGAGAUCCACGGCUGGUUUGCUGAACGCAGGAAGAGAGUCGCUGCUGAGAAGAAGAAAGAGGAGUUAGAGAGGGAGGAAGAGGAGGAGAUGGAUGCAGGGGGACGGGAGGUGGGAGGGAAGAGUAAGGAUGAUGCCGGGGUGAAGAAAGAGGAGGAUGCGGAGGAGAGGCAGAAGGAGGAUGGUUCAGGCUCAGAGCUGAAGGUGAACCCCAUUAAGAUCAACCUGAAGAUGCUCAAAGUGACUGAGUCCAAUGGCAAACUGGAGACUGAGGGAGGCCAGGCAAACAGCCCUACGAUGCCUACCCUAUUUCCCCCAGCCCCAACCCUCACCCCUGCACCAUCCACAAUUCCAUCUCUGACCCCAAAGCCAUCCCCAUCACCCAAACCCUCCCCUAUCCGGGGCAAGAAGACAUUAGAGCAGCUCCACCUCCUGAAGCAGGUGUUUGCCCGGACCCAGUGGCCCAGUGCGGUACAGUAUGACGAGCUGAUCUCUUCCACGGGGCUUCCCAGGCCUGAGGUGGUGCGCUGGUUCGGUGACUGUCGCUAUGUGCAGAAGAACAGCCAGCUAAAGUGGCUAGAGGCCUACCAGACCAUGGUCCUGGAGGAGGACUUCCAGAGGGGAGACACUCAGAUGCUGAAGGCCCAUCUGGAGGCCCAUGGAAGUCUGGAGGAGGAACAGGUACGAUUCUCCCAUUAUCUCAAGAUCAAGAGUUUUUCUAUGGUUCUGUGGUUGUGGAUUUUUUGGAACCCGACUUGCCGUGGCUAAUGAUACGGACAUUUCUGUGCAUGUGCAGGAUUGUUUUUUACAUAACUGCUUCCCAUUCUGCUGCCAACGUAGCUUCUGCUCAGUGCUCCGCUGCCGCUUCCCCCUCCUUGACAUGAAGGGGAACCUUCAUGUUGUACACUAAAUAAUACUUUUUAACGUCUAUGCUAAGGACAUGGUCGACAUGUUCGAACUAUGCAUUCCAUGCCUCAAGCGCAAUGUCAUGUUCUUUUUUUUUCAGAAGGGGUGCAAGGCUACAUGCAGCUAUCAUGUUGUCCACCAGCUAGGUAGUGUACUCGUGCGGUACUUGCAUGAUUAUUGAGAAGCGAAAUAGCAAUUAGUAGGGCAGCGUUUCCCAAACUCGGUCCUCGCGACCCCAAGGGGUGCACGUUUUGGUUUUUGCCCUAACACUACACGGCUGAUUCAAAUUAUCAAAGCUUGAUGAUUAGUUGAUUAUUUGAAUCAGCUGUGUAAUGCUAGGGCAAAAACCAAAAUGUGCACCCCUUGAGGUUCUGAGGACCGAGUUUGGGAAACACUGUAGUAAGGCCUGUGUGUGGUUAAAUCAGUUUUUUGCCCCAAUACAAAACACAAGUGGGGAGUUACAUGCAGCUAUCUAGGCAGCAUAUCAAACACAAGCAAGAUUUAGACACGCAGUCUAAUUAGCGAUUUAAUGUAAUUUCUUAAUCAUCAUUGCAAGCAUUGGCUAAGUAGGAGGUAGACAUGCAGUCAAAGUAGUAGUGUUCUUUUUUCAGGAACUCUGGCCAGUGUCUACCAUAUGGCAGCAAGUAUAAAGAUUAGCCUACAUCAUCAAACGCUGAUUGUUUUUGCUCCAUCAGAAUUAGUAUUUCCCCACACAAGGCUUUAUUACAGAGAGAAAUAAUCCUCAGCACCCCACCCCCAGAUGAUCCCGCAGGUGAAGAAGCUGGAUGUGGAGGUCCUGUGCUGGCGUUUAUGGUAGAGAAAUGAACAUUAUAUUCUCUGGCAACAGCUCUGGUGGACAUUGCUGCAGUCAGCAUGCCAAUUGCAAUUUCCUUAAAAACAUGAGACAUCUGUGUUGUGUGACAACUGCACAUUUUAGAGUGGCCUUUUAUUGUCCCCAGCAUAAAGUGCAUCUGUGUAAUGAUCAUGCUGUUUAAUCAGCUUCUUGAUAUGCCACAAUUGUCAGGUGGAUGGAUUUUCUUGACGAAGGAUGAAAUGCUCAUUAACAGGGAUAUAAAUACAUUUGUGCACAACAUUUGAGAGAAAUGUGCAUAUGGAAAAUUUCUGGGGUCUUUUAUUUCACCUCAUGAAACAUGGGACCAGCACUUUACAUGUGGCAUUGAUAUUUGUGUUCAGUAUAUAUUUUUGGUAAUGUUCAUUCAAAUCGCUGCAGGGUUUUUAUUUCGGCUGUUCUGAAAUAUGAGGCAGAGACAUAGGCUAUUGCAUCUUCAUGGUUCAGAAGAGGGUGAGUAAAGACAGAAACCUGAAGGGAGGGGGAGUGUGAGCAGCAGCUACGUAGUGUGCGUAAAAUAACACAUGCGCGGAACGUGAUCUGGAUCCUUAGCUCCGUAUUUGCAACCACAGCCUUUCUAUUAAGCUUCAGAUUCUGAGUGUAGAGUUACUACACAUGUAAAAACACAAAUUACAAUCAUGCAACUACAUGGUAUUUGUGCACCCGGAUGUAAAGUGUGACUAGCAAUUGUCAAUAUUCUCAUGUUGCCUGUGUGUCUAUAUUUUGAGUAGCAGAAUGCCUGUCAAUGGUGAUAUGUAACAGACUGUGUCUGUCCUCUCCAGGUGUUGGAGCUGGCCCAGGCUAGUGGGCUGACAGAAGAGCUGGUAAGACGCUGGUUCUCUACCCAGGCUCCUCUACUGCUGCAGGGGAAGGAUAGGGGGGUUGCAGAGGAGGUGGAAGCAGGGGAGACACCCGGGGUGGGGGGAGUAACAGUAACAGCCAGCCCAGCACCCACGGCACCCAUGGAGGGAGGAGCGGCAGAGCCGGUCCAAGGAGAGGGGGAGGUGAAAGAGGAGAAGAUGGAACAGUCAGUGUGUGGAGGAACUAAAGAGGGGGAUGAGGAGAGGAGUGCGGAAAACAAGGCUGUGAAUCCUGGAAAAGGUAGUUGUUUUCCUACUAAUUUUUAUUUGAUAUGUAGUCUGCAAUAUUUUCUUGGUAUAUGUAUAUUUUGAAUCUUGGCACAUUAAACUAAGGUUAUCAUUGACAUACACUGAGUUUACAAAACAUUAAGAACACCUUUCUAAUGUUGAGUUGCACCCCCUUUUGCCCUCAGAACAGCCUCAAUUCGCCGGGGCAUGGACUACAAGGUGUCGAAAGCGUUCCACAGGGAUGCUGGCCCAUGUUGACUCCAAUGCUACCCACAGUUGUCAAGUUGGCUGGAUGUCCUUUGGGUGGUGGACCAUUCUUGAUACACACGGGAAACUGUUGAGUGUGGAACAACCCAGCAUCGUUGCAGUUCUUCACACUCAAACCGGUGUGCCACUCAAAGGCACUUCAAAAUUGUUUUUAUUGCCCAUUCACCCUCUGAAUGGCACACAUACGCAAUCCAUGUCUCAAUUGUCUCAACGCGUAAAAAUCCUUCUUUAACCAGUCUCCUCCCCUUCAUCUACACUGAUUUGAAGUGGAUUUAACAGGUGACAUCAAUAAGGGACAAUAGCUUUCACCUAGUCACAGUCAUGGAAAGGUGUUCUUAAUGUUUUGUACACUCAGUGUAUAAAGUUGCAAUACAGUAAUUACCCAUGUAAGGUUUAUUUAUUUUUUCAUUUUUGUCACAGGAACAGACUGAGGAUCUUUGUCUGAGCAGGGAAAAGAGGAGUGAGGGAUGGAGAGAGGUGGCCCAAAGGGACAAUCAAUGCAGGUGGUCUUUGCACAGUGCCUGUUUUUGAGCUCCUGACAGCAGAUGUGAUUGUAACCGGAUCACUGGAUAUUGACCCUGAACACCCCCCCCCCCCCCCCACCCCCCCCCCCCCCCACCCCCCCCAACUUCCAUAUUUCUCUCCAACACUCUGCUAUGCUGAAGAUGGCACUUGAAACCCCCACAUCCUCCAAUCCGCCAUUUUAUCCUUCAAUCGACAAGUUGCAGUUGAGACUCAAGCGCAGGAUUCGCAGAGGAGGGGUUUCGUUUCUCUCUCGCCCUCCUCUCCUCUCUGCUGCCGGCCCUGCUGCAGUUGGAGGGAGAAGUGGAUGGAUUUGGAGGAGAAAAGUGUAGAGAUGUGGUUGGGAUUUGGACUCCAGCAGACAGGGAGAGGAGAGGAGGAGGGGGGGGUUAAAAUCCUGACUGGACAGAUAUCGACCAAGCCAAUCCUCUAGUGUGAGUAUCACUGGUGUGUGAAGAGAGAGAGGAAGGAGAGAGAGACUGACUGUAGGCCUAUCCAAGAGGUUUUUGGUACUGGGGUACAAGAUGAGAACUGUAAAGACCUUUUUUUUUUUUUAAAGGAAACUUGAGGUCAGAGGUAAACAUUAGGAGAUGUGUAUCCUUGUUUUAGCAUCAAGUGCUUCUGUUCUGUACGUAUGUAUUUCUGUUUUCAUUGAUCUUUCUUAAACUGUAACAAAUCUUGACUGACUAAAAUAAGUUCCAACAUACUUUUAGAUAUUAUUUGCAGAAUAAACAAAAUGUAACAAAUUGGUUUCCUAUUGCACUUAUUUUCAAAGUCCAAGAUUUCUGUAAAAAUAGUCACCAUAGGCUAUAUUUUAUUUUAAAAAAUACAGCACUGGUGUUAAUAAUCUAUUUUUAUUUUUUAAUUCACCUUUAUUUAACCAGGUAGGCCAGUUGAGAACAAAUUCUCAUUUACAACUGCGACCUGGCCAAGAUAAAGCAAAGCAGUGUGAUUUAAAAACAACACAGAGUUACACAUGGGAUAAACAAAAACAUACAGUCAAUAACACAAUUGAAAAUCUAUAUACAUUGUGUGCAAAUGUAGUAAAUUAUGGAGGUAAGGCAAUAAAUAGGCCAUAGUGCAAAAUAAUUACAUUUACAUUUUAGUCAUUUUGCAGACGCUCUUAUCCAGAGCGACUUACAGUUAGCGCAUGCAUUAUUUUAUCGAACCCACAACCCUGGCGUUGCAAACGCCAUGCUCUACCAACUGAGCUACAUCCCCUUUACAAUUUCAUUACAAUUUAGUAUUAACACUGGAGUGAUAGAUGUGCAGAAGAUGAUGUGCAAAUAGAGAUACUGGGGUGCAAAUGAGAAAAAUAAAUAACAAUAUGGGGAUGAGGUAUUUGGGUGGGCUAAUUACAGAUGGGCUGUGUACAGGUGCAGUGAUCGGUAAGCUGCUCUGACAACUGAUGCCUAAAGUUAGUGAGGGAGAUAAGAGUCUUCAGCUUCAGAGAUGUUUGAAGUUCGUUCCAGUCAUUAGCAGCAGAGAAUUGGAAGGAGUGGCGGCCAAAGGAGGUGUUGGCUUUGGGGAUGACCAGUGAGAGAUACCUGCUGGAGCGCAUACUACGGGUGGGUGUUGCUAUGGUGACCAAUGAGCUAAGAUAAGGCGGGGAUUUGCCUAGCAGUGAUUUAUAGAUGACCUGGAGCCAGUGGGUUUGGCGACGAAUAUGUAGUGAGGACCAGCCAACAAGAGCGUACAGGUCACAAUGGUGGAUAGUAUAUGGGGCUUUGGUGACAAAACGGAUGGCACUGUGAUAGACUACAUCCAAUUUGCUGAGUAGAGUGUUGGAGGCUAUUUUGUAAAUGACAUCGCCGAAGUCAAGGAUCGGUAGGAUAGUCAGUUUUACGAGGGCAUGUUUGGCAGCAUGAGUGAAUGAGGCUUUGUUGUGAAAUAGGAAGCCAAUUCUAGAUUUAAUUUUGGAUCGGAGAUGCUUAAUGUGAGUCUGGAAGGAGAGUUUACGGUCUAACCAGACACCUAGGUAUUUGUAGUUGUCCACAAAUUCUAAGUCCGACCCGCCGAGAGUAGUGAUUCUAGUCGGGCGGGCAGGUGCAAGCAGCGUUCGAUUGAAGAGCAUGCAUUUAGUUUUACUAGUGUUUAAGAGCAGUUGCAGGCUACGGAAGGAGUGUUGUAUGGCAUUGAAGCUCGUUUGGAGGUUUGUUAACAGUGUCCAAUGAAGGGCCAGAUGUAUACAAAAUGGUGUCAUCUGCUUAGAGGUGGAUCUGAGAGUCACCAGCAGCAAGAGCGACAUCAUUGAUAUACACAGAGAAUAGAGUCGGCCUGAAAAUUGAACCCUGUGGCACCCCCAUAGAGACUGCCAGAGGUCCAGACAACAGGCCCUCCGAUUUGACCCAUUGAACUCUAUCUGAGAAGUAGUACCAGGCGAGGCAGUCAUUUGAGAAACCAUGGCUAUUUAGUCUGCCAAUAAGAAUGCGGUGAUUGACAGAGUCGAAAGCCUUGGCCAGGUCGAUGAAGACGGCUGCACAGUACUGUCUUUUAUUGAUCGUGGUUAUAAUAUUAUUUAGGACAUUGAGCGUGGCUGAGGUGCACCCAUGACCAGCUCGGAAACCAGAUUGCAUAGCGGAGAAGGUACGGUGGGAUUCGAAAUGGUCGGUGAUCUGUUUGUUAACUUGGCAGGGCAGGAUGGAUAUAGGUCUGUAACAGUUUGGAUCUAGAGUAUCACCCCCUUUUGAAGAGGGGGAUGACUGCGGCAGCUUUCCAAUCUCUGGGGAUCUCAGAUGAUACGAAAGAGAGGUUGAACAGGCUAGUAAUAGGGGUUGCUACAAUUUCGGCUGCUAAUUUUAGAAAGAAAGGUUCCAGAUUGUCUAGCCCAGCUGAUUUGUAGGGGUCCAGAUUUUGCAGCUCUUUCAGAACAUCAGCUAUCAGAAUUUGGGUGAAGGAGAAGCGGGGGUGGGCAUGGGAAAGUUGCAGCUGAGGGUGCAGAGCUGGUGGCCGGGGUAGGGGUAGCCAGGUGGAAAGCAUGGCCAGCCAUAGCAAAAUGCUUAUUGAAAUUCUCGAUUAUCGUAGAUUUAUUGGUGGUGACAGUGUUUCCUAGCCUCAGUGCAGUGGACAGCUCGGAGGAGGUGCUCUUAUUCUCCAUUGAUUUUAAUGUCCCAAAACUUUUUGGAGUUAGUGCUACAAGAUGCACAUUUCUGUUUGAAAAAGCUAGCCUUUGCUUUCCUAACUAUUUUUGUAUAUUGGUUCCUGACUUCCCUGAAAAGUUGCAUAUCGCGGGGGCUGUUCGAUACUAAUGCAGUACGCCACAGGAUGUUUUUGUGCUGGUCAAGGGCAGUCAAGUCUGCGGUGAACCAGGGGCUAUAUCUGUUCUUAGUUCUGAAUUUUUUGAAUAGGGCAUACUUAUUUAAGAUGGAGAUGAAAGCACUUUUAAAGAACAACCAGGCAUCCUCUACUGACGAAAUGAGGUCAAUAUCCAUCCAGGAUACCCGGGCCAGGUCAAUUAGAAAGGCCUGCUCGCUGAAGUGUUUUAGGGAGCGUUUGACAGUGAUGAGGGGUGGUCGUUUGACCGCGGACCCAUUACGGACGCAGGCAAUGAGGCCGUGAUCGCUGAGAUCCUGGUUGAAGACAGCGGAGGUGUAUUUAGAGGGUAAAUUAGUCAGGAUGAUAUCUAUGAGGGUGCCCAUGUUUACGGAUUUAGGGUUGUACCUUGUAGGUUCCUUGAUAAUUUGUGUGAGAUUGAGGGCAUCUAGUUUAGAUUGUAGGGUGGCCGGGGUGUUAAGCAUAUCCCAGUUUAGGUCACCAAGCAGUACGAACUCUGAGGAUAGAUGGGGGGCAAUCAAUUCACAUAUGGUGUCCAGGGCACAGCUGGGGGCUGAGGGGGGUCUGUAGCAAGCGGCAACAGUCUUAUUAACAGACUUAUUUCUGGAAAGGUGGAUUUUUAGAAGUAGAAGCUCAAACUGUUUGGGCACAGACCUGGAUAGUAUGAUAGAGCUCUGCAGUAGAUUGCAACUCCGCCCCCUUUGCCAGUUCUAUCUAGACGGAAAAUGUUGUAGUUGGGGAUGGAAGUUUCAGAGUUUUUGGUGGCCUUCCUAAGCCAGGAUUCAGACACUGCUAGAACAUCAGGGUUGGCGGAGUGUGCUAACGCAGUGAAUAACUCAAACUUAGGGAGAAGGCUUCUGAUGUUAAUAUGCAAGAAACCAAGGUUUUUACGGUUACAGAAGUCAACAAAUGAUAGGGCCUGGGGAGUAGGAGUGAUACUGGGGGCUACAGGGCCUGGGUUAACCUCUACAUCACCAGAGGAACAGAGGAGGAGUAGAAUAAGGAUACGGCUUAGGCUUUAAGAACUGGUCUUGUAGUGGGUUGGGUACAGAGAAUAAAAGGGGCAGAUUUCCGGGCAUUGUAGAAUAGAUUCAGGGCACUAUGUACAGACAAGUACAGUGGAGGUAAACCUAAGCGUUGGGUAACGAUGAAAGAGAUAGCAUCACUGGAGGCACCGAUUGAGCCAGUCUACGCAUGUAUGGGAGGUGGGACAAAGGAGCUAUCUGAGGCAGGUUGAGCGUGACUUGGGGCUCUACAGUGAAAUUGUAUAAUAACAACUAACCGAAACAGCAAUAGGCAAGGCAUAUUGACAUGGGAGAGAGUCAUAAAGCAAUCACAGGUGUUAUUCAUGAGAGCUAAACAGGAUGGGGUACCGUGUAAAGGAACGGUCCAGCAGGUAUCAGCUGUGUAGCUGAGUGAUCAUAAGGUCCAGUGAACAGCAAUCAGUGAGUCCGGGAGCAGUUCGAUGGCUGCUAUGGCACAGGCGAGCAGGAGGCACAGCUGUUGAUUGCAUGUGCUAGCGGGCUGGGGCUAGCAAAUGGAUCUUCGUGGUCGUCGCAACGGGAAGCCUGUUGAAACCACAUCAGACGAUUACGUCGGCAGACCAGUCGUGAUGGAUCGGCGGGGCUCCGUGUCGACACUAGGAGGUCCCGUCCGGUUGACAGAGAGGUAGAUAGCCGGGAGAUGGGCCUGGCUCAAGGCUAGCUCAAGGCUAACAGGUGCUAGCUUUGGGACAGUGGUGAUUAGCCAACAACAACAUCCAUUCGGUUGCAGCUAGCUAGUUGCGAUGAUCCGGUGUUAAGGUCCAGCGAUUCCAGCUGAAAAUCCGAUUUGCUCUGGGUCGAUAGCGCACUGUGCAGACUGGCCGAUAAUUGUCCAGGCUAGAGCUGGCUGGUAGGUAGUGCAGGCCACGGACAAUGGUGAAAACCGCUAACGGUGGCUAAUAGCAAGUAGCUAGUUAGCUGGCUAGUUUCAGCCGGAGAUUCUAGAUAAAAAGGUAUAAGAAAUAAUAGAAUCCGUUCCACAUUGGGUGAGGCGGGUUGCAGGAAAGUAUAUUUAGUUGAAGGAUGAUAAGUGAGAUUGAGAAAUAUAUACGAAAAAAAACAAAAAAAAACAGGCUAUUUACACGAGUAAAUUACAGAAUACAUGACCGCACUGCUACGCCAUCUUGAAUUUUUUGACAUAUAAUUAAGACAUAUUAUUAAGACAUUACACAUUAAGACAGCUUCACCAUUUCAUCAAGCGACAUCAUUAACUUUAUGCUGAUCAUAAUCAUGGUAGGCUAGGUGGGAUUUCUAUCAUUUUGCUUAUACUUAUCAGUUCCUCUAUACAAGUGGCUAGGGUGUAGAGGUUUCAGUGUGGAUCAGACAAACAAUUUCAUCAUCAAUUAAAGAAAUUGUAAUUCAUUGAAACAUGAAUAAUCAUCACUUCAAGUGAAGUAUUUACCUUCUCGGUUAACUGUGUAGUUUCACAUUCAAACUGAUUCACUCAUUAUUCAUGAUUCAUUCAUGGUUAUCCGUAAUCAUGGUAGCAUCCCUAUCAAUGUAGAAGUGUUCAGAAACAUAUUAUAUUCUUAUUUACAAUAAAAGUUAGUCCAAAAUGACCAUUAAUUAUUUACCAUUAAUUUCUAUUGGACCCAACAUAAUCCAAAACAAAUUGCAAAUGCAUCCAACAAGUUUGUAGAGUCACAAGCUUGAUGUAGUCCACGCGUGCUAGGAAUAUAGGACAAAAUAUUACUAAUGUAAUACUCUAUAAGUGAAUUUGUCCAAAUACUUAUGACACCUUCAAAUGGGGGGACUAGAUAAAAAAGUGCUUUCAUUUCUAAACGGUAUAACAUAUGUAUGAAAAUACCCUGCAAUAAAAGGUGACAUUCUGUACUGUCGCCUCAUAUAAAACAUUUGAUCUCAAAUCCAAAAUGCGGGAGUUUAGAACCAAAUGAAUAGUUUUAGCUUCACUGUCCAAAUAAAUACGUAGGGAAGUGUAGCUAUGUUUACAUGCACAUGGAAGAAAGUAGACACUGGUCAGCAGUAGGCUCUAUGUAGCGCAAGAGACCAACUCUCCAAAACAUAGAGACCUUACGUUGGGGGUACAGAGAGAGCGAGAGAAAGGGUGUGUGUGUAACGGAGUCUUGAUCCCUCAACCUUACUAUGAACGGAGACAAAAAAAGAAACUAAAGGUGCAAUGACCAAAAGGUGGCAAGAUUCAGACCUUCGGUAUUCAGUUCCAAACCCCAUUUUCCACUUAACGUCCUCCAGUGAUUUUUUUACUUUGUUGAAAAGCGAUAUCCCAAGUAUAAAUACAGUAAAGUACACACACUAAAAGGUUAAAAACAACAACAUUUUGAGAUGUGUUUUUUUUAGACAACCGCAAACUUUGAGGAGUAGGGAAUCCGUGAUGUCAUCGGCCUCCCCCUUUGCUUGAGGAGCAAUAGAGAACAAAAGAAGAAAGGCCCACCACCCCCAAUUGUACUAUGUCAUGACAUACCUGGACCACCUAUUGAGAUGUGCCUUUUGUUAAGUAAUAUGUGUAUAUAUACAGUGGGGAAAAAAAGUAUUUAGUCAGCCACCAAUUGUGCAAGUUCUCCCACUUAAAAAGAUGAGAGAGGCCUGUAAUUUUAAUCAUAGGUACACGUCAACUAUGACAGACAAAUUGAGAAAAAAAAAAUCCAGAAAAUCACAUUGUAGGAUUUUUUAUGAUUUUAUUUGCAAAUUAUGGUGGAAAAUAAGUAUUUGGUCACCUACAAACAAGCAAGAUUUCUGGCUCUCACAGACCUGUAACUUCUUCUUUUAGAGGCUCCUCUGUCCUCCACUCGUUACCUGUAUUAAUGGCACCUGUUUGAACUUAUCAGUAUAAAAGACACCUGUCCACAACCUCAAACAGUCACACUCCAAACUCCACUAUGGCCAAGACCAAAGAGCUGUCAAAGGACACCAGAAAGAAAAUUGUAGACCUGCACCAGGCUGGGAAGACUGAAUCUGCAAUAGGUAAGCAGCUUGGUUUGAAGAAAUCAACUGUGGGAGCAAUUAUUAGAAAAUGGAAGACAUACCAGACCACUGAUAAUCUCCCUCGAUCUGGGGCUCCACGCAAGAUCUCACCCCGUGGGGUCAAAAUGAUCACAAGAACGGUGAGCAAAAAUCCCAGAACCACACGGGGGGACCUAGUGAAUGACCUGCAGAGAGCUGGGACCAAAGUAACAAAGCCUACCAUCAGUAACACACUACGCCGCCAGGGACUCAAAUCCUGCAGUGCCAGACGUGUCCCCCUGCUUAAGCCAGUACAUGUCCAGGCCCGUCUGAAGUUUGCUAGAGUUCAUUUGGAUGAUCCAGAAGAGGAUUGGGAGAAUGUCAUAUGGUCAGAUGAAACCAAAAUAUAACUUUUUGGUAAAAACUCAACUCGUCGUGUUUGGAGGACAAAGAAUGCUGAGUUGCAUCCAAAGAACACCAUACCUACUUUGAAGCAUGGGGGUGGAAACAUCAUGCUUUGGGGGCUGUUUUUCUGCAAAGGGACCAGGACGACUGAUCCGUGUAAAGGAAAGAAUGGGGCCAUGUAUCGUGAGAUUUUGAGUGAAAACCUCCUUCCAUCAGCAAGGGCAUUGAAGAUGAAACGUGGCUGGGUCUUUCAGCAUGACAAUGAUCCCAAACACUCCGCCCGGGCAACGAAGGAGUGGCUUCGUAAGAAGCAUUUCAAGGUCCUGGAGUGGCCUAGCCAGUCUCCAGAUCUCAACCCCAUAGAAAAUCUUUGGAGGAAGAUGAAAGUCCGUGUUGCCAAGCGACAGCCCCAAAACAUCACUGCUUGACCAAAUACUUAUUUUCCACCAUCAUUUGCAAAUAAAUGCAUUAAAAAUCCUACAAUGUGAUUUUCUGGAUUUUUUUUUCUCAUUUUGUCUGUCAUAGUUGACGUGUACCUAUGAUGAAAAUUACAGGCCUCUCUCAUCUUUUUAAGUGGUAGAACUUGCUUGCACAAUUGGUGGCUGACUAAAUACUUUUUUCCCCCACUGUGUAUAUAUAUAUAUAUAUAUAUAUAUGUAUACACAUACAUACACUUACAUAUCCUUUUAAAAAUAUAUACAGUGGGGAAAAAUAGUAUUUAGUCAGCCACCAAUUGUGCAAGUUCUCCCACUUAAAAAGAUGAGAGAGGCCUGUAAUUUUCAUCAUAGGUACACGUCAACUAUGACAGACAAAAUUAGAAAAAAAAAUCCAGAAAAUCACAUUGUAGGAUUUUUAAUGAAUUUAUUUGCAAAUUAUGGUGGAAAAUAAGUAUUUGGUCAAUAACAAAAGUUUCUCAAUACUUUGUUAUAUACCCUUUGUUGGCAAUGACACAGGUCAAACGUUUUCUGUAAGUCUUCACAAGGUUUUCACACACUGUUGCUGGUAUUUUGGCCCAUUCCUCCAUGCAGAUCUCCUCUAGAGCCGUGAUGUUUUGGGGCUGUCGCUGGGCAACACAGACUUUCAACUCCCUCCAAAGAUUUUCUAUGGGGUUGAGAUCUGGAGACUGGCUAGGCCACUCCAUGACCUUGAAAUGCUUCUUACGAAGCCACUCCUUCGUUGCCCGGGCCGUGUGUUUGGGAUCAUUGUCAUGCUGAAAGACCCAGCCACGUUUCAUCUUCAAUGCCCUUGCUAAAGGAAGGAGGUUUUCACACAAAAUCUCACGAUACAUGGCCCCAUUCAUUCUUUCCUUUACACGGAUCAGUCGUCCUGGUCCCUUUGCAGAAAAACAGCCCCAAAGCAUGAUGUUUCCACCCCCAUGCUUCACAGUAGUUAUGGUGUUCUUUGGAUGCAACUCAGCAUUCUUUGUCCUCCAAACACGACGAGUUGAGUUUUUACCAAAAAGUUCUAUUUUGGUUUCAUCUGACCAUAUGACAUUCUCCCAAUCCUCUUCUGGAUCAUCCAAAUGCACUCUAGCAAACUUCAGACGGGCCUGGCUUAAGCAGGGGGACACGUCUUGCACUGCAGGAAUUGAGUCCCUGGCGGCGUAGUGUGUUACUGAUGGUAGGCUUUGUUACUUUGGUCCCAGCUCUCUGCAGGUCAUUCACUAGGUCCCCCCGUGUGGUUCUGGGAUUUUUGCUCACCGUUCUUGUGAUCAUUUUGACCCCACGGGGUGAGAUCUUGCGUGGAGCCCCAGAUCGAGGGAGAUUAUCAGUGGUCUUGUAUGUCUUCCAUUUCCUAAUAAUUGCUCCCACAGUUGAUUUCUUCAAACCAAGCUGCUUACCUAUUGCAGAUUCAGUCUUCCCAGCCUGGUGCAGGUCUACAAUUUUCUUUCUGGUGUCCUUUGACAGCUCUUUGGUCUUGGCCAUAGUGGAGUUUGGAGUGUGAGUGUUUGAGGUUGUGGACAGGUGUCUUUUAUACUGAUAACAAGUUCAAACAGGUGCCAUUAAUACAGGUAACGAGUGGAGGACAGAGGAGCCUCUUAAAGAAGAAGUUACAGGUCUGUGAGAGCCAGAAAUCUUGCUUGUUUGUAGGUGACCAAAUACUUAUUUUCCACCAUAAUUUGCAAAUAAAUUCAUUAAAAAUCCUACAAUGUGAUUUUCUGGAUUUUUUUUUCUCAAUUUGUCUGUCAUAGUUGACGUGUACCUAUGAUGAAAAUUACAGGCCUCUCUCAUCUUUUUAAGUGGGAGAACUUGCACAAUUGGUGGCUGACUAAAUACUUUUUUUCCCCACUGUAUUUCCCUUUAUUACUUUCCAACCCCACCACCCCUUCCCUAAUUGGAGUAAACUAGUGAACAACAACGCUUAGGCCUCUAUUUCCAGUUUAUACAUACAGUACUAUAUACAUUUUAUGGACAUAGUCAAUUUUACAAUAAAUAUAUUUUGUUUAUUUUCACUCCUGAACUUCCUCAACCUCUCCGAUCAUUUUCAUGAUGUCCAUCUGGUUUGCAUCACCCAGUAGUGCUAUCUGCUGGGUUAGCUCCAGGUAAAUAUUGCAAUCCUUCAGCCAUUCCUGGACCUGUGACCAAAAACAAGCUACAAAUGGACAGUACCAAAGCAAAUGACCAAAUGAUUCUGUCUCUUCGCAGCAAAAUCUGCAGAGCUAGGAAGAUUGUAUCCCCCAUAUAAAUAACAUUCUAUUGGUAGCAAGAAUUUUGUAUAAUAAUUUAAAUUGGAAGAAUUCUAAGUUUUAAAUCCGGCAUCGUUUUGCGUAUCAGUUCAUAAACACUAUGCCAUGGAAUCGGUACGUCAAAAAUAUCUUUCCAACUAUUUUGCAAUAUAUAUGGGACGGCUGUCAAUCCUUUGGUCCUUAAAUGAAACUGGUAUUCUUUUUUUAUUUAUCACAAUUUUCUUUAACCAAUUAUGUUCUUUAAUGCAGGGCCGACAGACAAGUUCCUUACUUUUUCCCCCUUCCACUUUCCUCUUCCAUUUUUGCGGGAUGCUGCAAUUAUUUGGUUGUAAUUUUGGGUAGAGCAGACAUUUCCAUAUGUUUUUAGCUGCAUGUGCGACAUAACUCCACCAGUCCUACCUAUGAUAUAAUUUACGAAGAUUUUACUUUUUUUUUUUUUUUUAUCAAUUAGUAUAUUCGAGUUUAACAACAAUAUUUGUUGCAUUAUUUGUUCUGUAGUUUCUGGAGGAUUCAAUUGAAAUUGCAACCAAAUUUCUAUGACUUGUUUUAGAAAUAGUGAUAUUUGGGAGAUGAUUUCCUUUUCAAAUAACUGAAAGUGUGAGGUUGUAUUUUGAAUAAAGGGAAAAAGGCCAUUCAAAUCAAAUCGAAUCAAAUUUUAUUGGCCACAUGCGCCGAAUACAACAGGUGCAGACAUUACACUGAAAUGCUUACUUACAGCCCUUAACCAACAGUGCAUUUAUUUUUAAUAAAAAAAGUAGAAUAAAACAAAAAAGUGUUGAGAAAAAAAGAGCAGAAUAAAAUAAAAUAACAGUAGGGAGGCUAUAUAUACAGGGGGGCACCGGUGCAGAGUCAAUGUGCGGGGGCACCGGCUAGUUGAGGUAGUUGAAGUAAUAUGUACAUGUGGGUAGAGUUAAAGUGACUAUGCAUAAAUAAUUAACAGAGUAGCAGCAGCGUAAAAAGAUGGGGUGGGGGGGCAGUGCAAAUAGUCCAGGUAGCCAUGAUUAGCUGUUCAGGAGUCUUAUGGCUUGGGGGUAGAAGCUGUUGAGAAGUAUUUUGGACCUAGACUUGGCACUCCGGUACCGCUUGCCAUGCGGUAGCAGAGAGAACAGUCUAUGACUAGGGUGGCUGGAGUCUUUGACAAUUUUGAGGGCCUUCCUCUGACACUGCCUGGUAUAGAGGUCCUGGAUGGCCGGAAGCUUGGCCCCAGUGAUGUACUGGGCCGUACGCACUACCCUCUGUAGUGCCUUGCGGUCGGAGGCCAAGCAGUUGCCAUACCAGGCGGUGAUGAAACCAGUCAGGAUGCUCUCGAUGGUGCAGCUGUAGAAUUCUUUGAAGAUCGAGGACCCAUGCCAAAUCUUUUCAGUCUCCUGAGGGGGGAUAGGCUUUGUCGUGCCCUCUUCACGAACAUCUUACUAAUUUGCUAGAGAAGCAGUUCGGAUUUAAGUAUAACUUUUGUGCCACUUUAACUUAAUUCAUAUGGCUUGAAAAAGAGUUUCCCUUUUUUGCAUAACAUUCUGAAUACUGAAAACUAUUUCCAGGGAGAAAAUCUGCUAAAAGGGGGAAUUGCAGAGAGAGAGAGAGACACACACACUCUCACACUCUCUCUUACUUUAAAACAGCUCUCUUCCCCCAGUCCCUGAUCUCAGUGAGGGAAUCAUGUGA
This is a messenger RNA of Coregonus sp. 'balchen', 18938 nucleotides long. The record is from the annotation of a GenBank genome assembly. Lineage: Eukaryota; Metazoa; Chordata; Actinopteri; Salmoniformes; Salmonidae.